UAAUUAUAAUAGAAGAUAAAUAUGCUUUCAUAUUUGUUUUGAAUAAAUUUUACGAGUAACAAUUUGUUUUAAUGAAUGAAAUUUGCAAGUAGUUUUGAAAAUGAGCACUGUCAAAAGUGGAUGGCUCUCACGUAGAGAAGGAAGCUUAAUUUUUAAAGACUGGUACAAAAAACAUUGUGUUUUGUAUUCCGAUGGAGAAUUUUCUGUUUAUACUAAAGCAUCUGAUGCCACGGCAGAGCUUAGAAUCAAUAUGAAAAUUGAGUGUUCAAGAAUUGAAGUUGGAUUUGAUGUAGGCUCCAUUAAUCUUCCCAAAAACAUCAGUAGUGUUGAAUCUGUCUUUGCUAUUAUAACAAAAAGUAAUAAAAGGCAUAUAUUCUGUGCAUCCAAUGAUUCUGAUUGCAGAGAUUGGUUCGGUGCUUUAGAAAAUGCUCGCACUGCACCACCUUUGUCAAAACAAGUACCAUUUGCACCACCAAUGGAUCUUGCUCCUCCUCCAUAUGCUCCGUUAGAAUACAGUCAACCUUUACAAUCUAACGGAUGGGGCAGUUCAGGAUCUGGGUCUCAGCUUGGUCAGCAAAGGCCUCAAACGUUACCUUCACAAUACUAUCAGCAACCUGGAUAUAUUCCACAACCUCGGCCUAAUUAUGGGGUUCCUUCUUACGGUCCUCAACCUAUGUAUGGACCUCAGCCUAUGUAUGGACAACCCAUGUAUGGUCAACCUGUUUAUGUUAGCCAAGCUCCUCAAGCUCAACCGCAGCAGCAGCAAGGCAGUAAUAAUAAUACAAGAAACAUGUUAUUAGCCGGAGGAGGUGGAUUGAUAGGUGGCUAUUUAUUGGGUAAUGCCAUAUCAGAGAUGUCUCAUCAUCAUAUGAAUAAUUAUAGUGAUAAUAGACAAUAUAAUGAUAAUUAUUAUGAUAGUGGAGGCGGAUUUGACGGAGGAGGUGGUGGGUUUGACGGCGGAGGUGGUGGGUUUGAUGGAGGAGAUGGUGGGUUUGAUUUCUAACUAUUGCUAUAUUUUUGUGGUGUUAAAUACUACGAGAUUUUGUUAUCAACUUUCUAUAGGUCAUAAAAAUGACAUUAAAUUUUUUAAAUGAUUAUUUAUUAUUUGCAAUUUAAUUAUUUGAAAAAUGAAUAUUAUAUUGAUGUUAUUUGUUUAUUACUUUUUUCUUUGUUUUUAUAUAAACAAUAUUUGAAUUUUAUUAAUAAUGUAUAUAACGAAAAAUUUGUCAUUCAAUGUAUGGUGUAAAUUAUAAUUGCAAAAUAUCAUGUGCGUUUUUUAAAACCGUUGUUCCAUCUUGAAAUACUUUUCAACUUUUUUUUUUUUAAUCUCUUUUUUUAAGGUUCUAAAUUUUUGUGCCGUGUCAUUUUAUUUGUAAAACAACUCUGCGCAGUGCUUGAGUAAAAUUUUUGUCAGACUAGGUUUAAACAAGCCACAGUUUUAUUGGAAAUUAGGGCGUACACACAGGCUGAAUAAUAUAAAUGAUUAAAUAUACUCUACUCGACUCUAUUUGGAGAAAAUAGUUAUCUUUUUUAAAUGAAUAAAGUGUAAAUAAAAUUACAUUAUUAUUUUAUGUCAUUUUGUUUAA
This is a messenger RNA of Hydra vulgaris (swiftwater hydra), 1586 nucleotides long. RefSeq names its product pleckstrin homology domain-containing family B member 2. Gene Ontology annotation, biological process: regulation of cell differentiation. The record is from RefSeq and is a predicted model, not a curated record. NCBI's taxonomy places the organism in Eukaryota, Metazoa, Cnidaria, Hydrozoa, Anthoathecata, Hydridae. Gene Ontology annotation, cellular component: membrane.